Molecule: messenger RNA, 6606 nt
Organism: Plasmodium gonderi
Lineage: Eukaryota; Apicomplexa; Aconoidasida; Haemosporida; Plasmodiidae
Product: SET domain protein
Exons: 1
Coding region: 1-6606 (2201 amino acids)
Molecular function (GO): protein binding
Source: RefSeq, a predicted model, not a curated record
AUGAAAGAGAAGGGGGACGAGGUAGAGAGAGAGAGCGAAAAUGAAAAGGGCAACAGUAAAGACAUCGGUAGUUAUAGCAGUGGUGAUAAAAACUGCGAAGAGAGUUCCCACAAAAGUUGUUUCAGCAAUCAAAGGGGGAAUAAGGUAGGGAAUGAGGUAGAGAAUAAGAUGGGUAAUAAGAUACAUAAUAAAAUGAACAGUGGAACAUGUAGUGAUCGUGAUAACGGGAUUGGAGAUGGGUGCAACACUAUUGAGGAUGACACGGACAGUCCUAAGAUUGAUGAAAUUAGAGAAAAGAUGAAUGAGAGAAAAACCAGAAAUUUCUUCAAUCGGGAAAACGAUGAAGAGGUACACUCUCAGGAAGUUAACCAGAGAGACGAACAACAUGUGCAGAAAAAAUUCAAUGAAAAAAUGGAUGAUGAAGGAAGAAAGGCAAUAACGUGUAAGAUAAUAAAUCAUUUUGAAGGAGGUGAUGAAAUGAAAAUUGCAGCAGAGGGAGAAAUUAUUAUGUGUGAUGAACUAGAUUGUAGUGAUAAAAAUCAAGAGAUUCCCAAGAAUAAUAGUAAUAAUAUAAUUGGAACAGAAAUAGGAAGAAAGAAUCAAUUAUCCAAUGACGAUUUGGUACAGUUGUCCAUAAAAUCUAUUCAGAGGAAUGAUAAUAUCAGUCAUAGUUUUCCUAUGGAAGGGGAAAUCUCUAGUGUUAACACUUCGACAGCACGUAUUAGUGUUGUAAAUAAGAUUGAAAAUGUAGAUAAAAUUGAGCAUGUUCAAAAAUGUGAAAUCAUUGCAUCCUCUCUUCAGAGGGAAGAAAUCAGUCAUAUAAAAAAUGACAACGGUGAUGAGCACAGCUUGGUGCAGAAGGUGGAAGUGAAAAAAUUGAAAAAGAGAGGAAACCCAAACUUUUUUAAAAGAGGAACGAAUAUGAAAGGUGGCAAUAAUGAAGAAAUAGGAGAAGAGCAAGCCAUAGCAAAGUUAGGGAAUAAUAGUAAACUAUUUACCGUUGGAAGGAACAUAAGCAUGAAUAAAGUGGGACGGAAAAAGGGAAGGAGGGAAAAGAACGUGAACACGAGCAACAGUACAAAUGUGGAUUGUGGAAAUUCAUUUCGAAUUAAUAACGGAUGUAAUAUCAUAAAAGAGAACAACAAUGUUAAUGAUGGUGGUGAUAAUAACAACAGUAACCAUAAUUAUGUCAAUAUUAAUAGCGGCAGCAAUAACGGUAGCAAUAAUAAUCCGCUCAAUUUUGAGAAAAACAUUAUGAACAAAACAGGUGAAAGAGGAAAAAGAAAAUUGCGCAGAGGGAGGAUGAAGCAGAAAAAAAAAAUUCCUCGAAAGAAGAGAUCUCGAUGCACAUUAAAUGGAAAUAGUUCAAGUGAUAAAUUUAUAUAUGAAACAACUCAUUCUCUAAAUAGUAAAUUAAAAAAUGAGAAAAAAAAUUAUUUAAAAGAUAUGUUGUACUAUAACCAUAAUGAUGAUAACACUGAUACUUGUGGCGGUGAGGUGGUACAUGAAAUGGAUAAAAAAUUCUCUAACAUCAAAAUUUCUAAACAUUUUUUCUUAAAAAUGGAUGAUGAUGAUGAUGAUGAUGAUGAUGAUGAUGAAGAGGAAGAGGAAGAAGCGGAGGAGGAGGAGGAGGAGGAAGAGACGGAAGAAGAAAAAGCAGAAGAAAAAGAAGAACAUGAAGAAGAAGAAAAAAAAAAGAAAAGAAAAGAAAAAGAACAUGAACAAGGAGAAGAAGAAAUAAAAGAAGAUAGAAAAAAAAAAGAUACUUUUGAUGAUGCCCAAUCUAGUAAACAGAGUUCAAUGUCCUCCAAUUGGAUUAAACAAAAUGUUCCAAAAAAAAUCAUUAUCUUAGAUGAGCGUGCUUGUGGUUGGAGUGGUGACCAUAGUGCUUCUAAUGCUUCUAAUGCUUCUAAUGCUUCUAAUGUUCCUAAUGCUCAUAAUGGCCCAAGUGGCUGUAAGGGUGAUAACACCAAUAGUGACACGAAAAGUGAGAGUAACCCAUGUGGGGGAAAUAAACUAAAGAAGAAAAUUUUGAACAACGAAGAAAGUAUUGCUUUAUUAAACCUUGUUAAGGAAGUAAAUAUGAAACGAUUAAAUUUCAGUUACAUCGUUUCGAGUAAAGAUACUCUCAUGGAACAGUUCAUGUUGUAUAAUUUGUUUUCUUAUGAUAUUACUAUAUUGAAAGGUGCUUUAAAAUUUAUAUACACCUUUUGUUUAUUUAAAAAUUUAAGAUUGUACUAUCAAACUCAAAAUAAAAAUAUAUAUAUUGAUGAAAAAGCCAUAUCAAAUUGUAGAAUAAAAGACAACCUGAUUGAUACGCACUCCAUUAUACUAGCCAUGUAUAAUGAUUAUUGCAAGCACCUAAACAAAAAUAAAAUGCCCAUUGAUGAUUUUAUAAAUUUGAAUUAUUUCAAUAUACAUAAUAUAAAAUUUGCUAAAAAAAAUGUCGUUCAGCACAAUAAAAUGUAUGAAGAUAUUAUUCUCCCUGAAAAGGACAAUCGAAAAAUUAGUUCCAUGUAUAAAUGUCUCCCCUAUCUUUACUCCAGUUAUUCGGAUGAAGAAAAGAACUUGUCUAAGAAUAAGAAGUGCGAUGUCAUGGAUUGUGAGAGUGGUGCUGUAAAGAUGGAAGAGAAUUUUCUUCCCAUGAGAAGGAGGGAGUGCAAAGAGGAGAAAGCAACCCUUAGCGGAAUAACGAAGGAGGAUCCAAAUGGGCAGUUCGACAAUCAGCCGGAGAAGCAGCUGGAGAAGCAGCCGAAUGAAUCAUGCAAAGAGCACGGAAGAGAGUCAAUAAAAUAUCCAGCAUGUGAGUCCAAAAAAGAAUCGGUUCCUUUAAAUUGCGUGGUUAAGAAUAACCAUGUUGAUUCUGAAAAUCUAACGCAAGGUAAUAAAACAUCCGAUGAGACCCAUGACAUGCAGGAUAUUCAGAAGAACGAGAUAAUAAACAUUGCAAAUGAGGCUAAGGAUGGAAAGUGUUUACAUGAAUAUAGCAAAGAGAAGAACUUGGCAAGUGAUACAACAUCCAAAGGGGAGUAUCCACUGGGGAUUUUAAGUAAUCAGUGUGGUAGAGACCGAUCGGAAGGAGCUACAGAUGUAGAAAAUGUGGUAUGUGCUGAAAACGUGGGUGAAGAGAAUCAAUCUUGUUGGGAUUCGCAAAAAAUGAGGAAGAGGAAAGUUGUGCUUGGGAUAGGAGCAGACGAGACUUUUGAUUACACAUGUAAGAAGCAAAGAGGAGUGUAUGAUGUUAAAAAAGAAGAUGAGAAUUGUGAGUUUAAAGUGCAGGAAUCAUCAUCUGUGCAAGAGGAGAAUCCAAAGAGAAGGACAGUUAAUGACGUUUGUUUCAAAAUGGAAAGGGUAGAAGCAGAACCCAAUGGUGAUAAGGACAUGAGGGAAAAGGGUUCUAUUUGUGAGUUGACAAAGAAAUGUGAUAUUAAAAAAGAAAAGAAGGAAAAUAUUUUUAAAGAAGAAGAAGAAGAAGAAAAAAAAAAAAAAAAAAAAAAACAUAAAAGUAAAGAAAUGGAUCUUUUAGGGGUUCGAGUGAAAAAUGAAGAGAGGGGAGAAUAUGUGAAUGAGAAGAAGAAGUGUAUCCAGAUGAGUGGGAAUGAUACAGGCAUUGGUGUUGAUUCAGGAAAUACAAGAAUGAAAGGUGAGUAUAACAUUAUAGGUGAUGAACCUUUUGCUCCAGAUGGAAGAGAUUAUAAUAAAUGUUUAGAGGAUAAGGAAACCGAAUCGAUAAUGAAUGGAGAGUUGGGAGUGUACAAAAAAAAAUGGAUAUUACGAAACAGAAGUAUAAAAAAAGAGAAAGAAAUAAAAAGGAGUAAAUUAGGAAGACCGUGUAAGAAAAAUGGUUCCUCGAAAGUAGGAAUGAAAAGAGGAAGAAAGAAAUAUUUUUGCAACAAUAAUCUUUCGCUUAUGAAAAAUAGAGGAACGAGAAGAGGUCGCAUUGCAUCGAAGAGGACAAGAAAGAAGAGUGAAGAAAAAAUGACAAAAAAUGAAUUUCAUUUUAAAAAAAGGAAUUCAGAAUAUGAUGAUUCUACUGAAUAUGGCGAAGAUGUAAAUGAAUUGGAAAACGUGAAUGUUAUGCUUUUGGAAAGGAUAAAGCAUAAUUACAAAAUGAUAAUGGAAAAUGACAAGCUGAAUAAGAAAAAAAAGGAAGAGAAGAUGUCUCUGAUGAAUGGUGGUGGUGGUGGAAGUGGAAGUGGUAAUGGCAGAGGUAACGGCAGAGGUAACGGCAGUGGCAGUGGCAAUGGUGGUAAUAAUGGGAACGCGUGUAAUUCUACGCUUGGGAAAACAGAAUGUGGUUUAAGUUUUAAGAACAUUCAGCAUGCUGAAAGAAGCAGCAAUAAUAACAAUGGGGUAGGAGGUGGAGGCGUGGGAAGUGGGGUUGUUGGAGCUAGUGUUGAAGGACGUGAUUACGAUUGCAGUAUGAAGAGCGGAUGCAAUAAGAACAAUAAUGUCGAGUGCAAUGAUUACAAAGAGAGUGAUAGUAAGAAUGUCAAAAUGGAAGAGUGUGAAUGGGGAGGAAGAGGUGUGGGGAUGUAUAUGAAUAAUAGCGAGCUGACAGAAAAGGAAAAAAAGCACAUGUUGAGUGUAGAUUGGUUAUAUAAUAACAAUUUUAAUAUUUUGGAUAUCAAGGUAAAUACACAUUUUUCUCACAAUUAUCAUAUAUCAUUAUUUUUUUUAUGUAAAUAUACAUCAUAUAAUUUGUUUUUACACCCCAUAAAUAAGAAUGAACAUAUUGUAUCAUCAAUAAUUUUAAAUUCCAAAAAUGAAUUGCUAACGGAUAAUGGGAAUUUUUUUGUUUUAAGAUAUUUGUUAUCUUUUUUAAGUAAUAAAAUUUCUAGUUUGAGAAAAUGUUAUGCCAAUGCUUUGUACAAUUCAUAUUUGUUGCAAAUGCCUAUACGGAUUUUUCGUCAUAACAAUUUAAAAACAAAAUAUAGUCCAAAUUAUGGAAUUCGAUAUGAUGGAAUAUACAAAAUCGUGAAUGCUUUUACUACCAAUGAUUAUUCUACUUCAGAAUAUAAGAGAGAUAUUCUCUAUGUCUUUAAGAGGCUUUAUGUGGAUAAAUGUUUCAUUCCUCGUAGUUGUCGAUUUUAUGAUAACCAAUCAGAAAUGAAGAAAUACUUAAUUGAGAAAAACUCCGUUUCUAUUAAUGUUUUUAGGAACAAGGAAAUUAUAAUGACUUUGACUGUGCCGUACUUGAAGAAUUACAAAUCCACGACGUUUAUGAAUUUUAAUCACAUAUAUAAGUUUAUCAGACGCAAGUGCAUCAGGGAGAAGCUGGCCCCAGAAUGGGUUAGGAGAGACGUGCGCAUGUAUGAGGAAUGCAAGCGGCACUUGCGACAUGAGGAGAUGCAGAAGAGGGAUGACAAUCGGGAUGAUAACAGGGAUGAGAACAGGGAUGAUAACCAAGAUCAAAUGCAGAAUAAGAUGCAGAAUAAGAUGCAGGAUAAGAUGCAGGAUAAGAUGCAGGAUAAGAUGCAGCUGGGGAUGCAUGACAAAGGGUCGAAAAUUGGACGGAGUAAAGUGGAAGAAUAUCCAUUUUGGUGCAGAGGGAAGUAUCUGCCAUUGGUACUGACCCUAGAAACAUUGAACUUUGAAAAGGAAAUAAAGGAAAAUCCAAGUAUUAUUCGAACGAAAAAUUUUAAAAAUAUAGAAAUAUCUAUUAGAAAAACCGAUAUCCCAAUAAAUUGUGAAAUGGCAAAGAGACCAGCUCAUUUAUUCAUACCUAUAAAAAGUAAAGAAGCUAUAGGAGCAUAUAUUGAAUUGAAGAAACCUUUUGAUGAUACAUGGAAUCCAUAUGAAGAUUUAUCUGCUGGGAAAGAAAAGUUUAAAAUUCCAGUUGAAAAUGUAGUAGAUGAUUCAUUACCUCCCAUGAAUUUCACUUAUGUAAAUAAAACAUUAUUUUUUUCAAGACUUCCACCUUAUAAUUUAUUACCAUUGUGUUCUGGUUGUGCACCGCAAAAUUACAGUAAAAAAGAAUAUGAUGAAAUAUAUAUAAAUGGAUAUUGUAAAGGAUUACGUCAUAAAAAAACAAAUAAAGUUUAUUGUGAUGGAAAUAAGAGUUAUGAUAUUAAUGACUUUAAUGUUUUAGCUGCAUGUUCAGGUAAUUGCUUAUGCGAUCCUGUAAAAUGCACAAAUAAAUUUCCUGAAGGAUUACAUUAUCCUGUUAAGGUAGUAAAAACGCGAGAUAUUGGAUGGGACAUUGUUUCAUCAUCACAUAUAAAAGCGAAUUCUUUAAUUAUGCAUUAUGUAGGAGAAAUUACUACAAGAAAGGAAAUGAUUUCUCGAGAACAUGAAUAUGAUAAGAAAGGUUAUUUUAAUUAUUUUAUAGAAACAGCUGAGGUUGAUGAAACUUAUACUGACGAUUGGAAAAUUCCUUGUAUUGAUGCUUUAUUCAUUUCAAAUGUAGCUAGAUUUUUAAACCAUUCCUGUGAGCCUAAUGUUAAUGUUAUUACAAUUUGGCGUGGAGAUAACUAUCCCUCUGUUGGCAUCUUUGCAUCUAGAGACAUAAAACCGGAUGAACCCUUGAAAUAUCACUACGGGAUUAAUUACAAAAAUAUUAAGUGCAUGUGUAAUUCGAAGAACUGCAAAGGAUACAUCGGGUAA